CACUCAUACACAAGGGUAUCAAGUCACCCAUCUGUCAUAUCCACGUGGCAUCAAUCCAAGAACGAAGGAAAUAUUCAUCCAACGGUCAUGGCCGCAUGGAAUUACUAGUAGAAACAACGCAGACGCAGCCAACCAAACGGAUAAAAGUGCGCGUCUCUUUCUCUCUCUCUUCCUGUUCGUCCAUAGCAGUUUUUUAUGGUCUUUUAGUUUCUAGAUUAAGAAAACAAAGACCAAGGUGAGCAAAUAUGGCUUUCGAGAUUAAAGCACUACCGUUCACGUUUGUUGCACACGCGCUUGCUAUCGUUGGCGCGGUUUUGGUAUUGGUUUGGUGCAUACACUUCAGAGGUGGCUUGGCCUGGGAAUCUUCCAACAAAAGUCUCAUCUUCAAUAUUCAUCCUGUUCUAAUGCUAAUCGGUUUAAUCAUCAUAGGAGGUGAAGCCAUUAUAAGUUACAAAUCUCUUCCUUUGAAGAAACAAGAGAAGAAAUUGAUACAUUUGGUUCUUCAUGCUGUUGCACUAAUUCUGGGUAUAAUUGGCAUCUACACUGCUUUCAAAUAUCAUAACGAGAGUGGCAUCGCCAAUCUUUAUAGCUUGCAUUCGUGGCUUGGGAUCGCGAUCAUUGUCCUUUAUGGCCUUCAGUGGAUAUAUGGGUUUCUUGUAUUUUUCUUCCCUGGAGGGUCAACCACAAUUAGGAGCGAGUCCCUGCCUUGGCAUGUGAUAGUAGGGGUGUUCGCCUAUAUUUUGGCAGUUGCCAACGCUGCUAUUGGGUUCUUGGAGAAGCUCACAUUCCUGGAGAACUCAGGACUUGCCAAAUAUGGCUCUGAGGCCUUACUCGUGAACUUUACUGCUGCGGUUGCAAUAUUUUAUGGGGCCUUUGUUAUAUUGACUGUUGUUAGUCAAGGCCCACCGGUGGAAGAUGAUUACAGCUAUACGGCUAUAUAGGAUAUAAUAGAUUAUAGAUUUUCUAGUGGCUGGCUUUCAGUCUAAACUAGAACUUGUACUUGUUUAUAUAUGAUUGUCUUGUAUGUGUAUAAGAUUGGCAAUUUAAUUAUUAAUCGAUAAUAUCAUAGCUAGCUUUGGUA
Molecule: messenger RNA, 1081 nt
Organism: Manihot esculenta (cassava)
Lineage: Eukaryota; Viridiplantae; Streptophyta; Magnoliopsida; Malpighiales; Euphorbiaceae
Product: transmembrane ascorbate ferrireductase 1
Exons: 4
Coding region: 246-941 (231 amino acids)
Molecular function (GO): oxidoreductase activity
Source: RefSeq, a predicted model, not a curated record